Mustela erminea (ermine) is the source of this 780-nucleotide messenger RNA. It is a transcript of the gene MRPS28, whose product is annotated as mitochondrial ribosomal protein S28. Gene Ontology annotation, cellular component: mitochondrial small ribosomal subunit. The transcript has 4 exons. Bases 35 to 658 code for a protein of 207 amino acids. NCBI's taxonomy places the organism in Eukaryota, Metazoa, Chordata, Mammalia, Carnivora, Mustelidae. The record is from RefSeq and is a predicted model, not a curated record.
GGAGAGGUCCAAGGUCAGAGGUUGCGGAACCGUCAUGGCGGCGCUGUGUAGGACCCGUGCCGUCACUGCCGAGAGCCAGCUCCGGCGAGUGUUUCUCCUUUCUCGGCCGUGUCGAGGCGCAGGCACCGAGAGUAGCUCCGGGAGUGAGAGUUCCGAUUCCACAGAGCCUAAAAUGCGCCAAGGCGGCUUCGCGAGCGCUCUGGAGCGGCAUUCGAAGCUGUGGCGGAAGGCGGAGCUCGGGGAGAAGACCGGCUCUCCAAAAAAUGUGGAAUCCUUUGCAUCUAUGCUGAGACAUUCUCCUCUUACACAGAUGGGACCUGCCAAGGAUAAACUAGUCAUUGGACGAAUCUUCCAUAUUGUAGAAAAUGAUCUUUAUAUAGAUUUUGGUGGCAAGUUUCAUUGUGUAUGUAGAAGACCAGAAGUGGAUGGAGAUCUACAGAAACUGAGAGAUGCACAUCACAUGGACUGGUCUUUCAGGCCAUGUAAAGCAGUGAAAUACCAGAAGGGAACCAGAGUCCGGCUGCGGCUGUUAGAUCUUGAACUUACAUCUAGGUUCCUGGGAGCGACCACAGAUACAACUAUACUCGAGGCGGAUGCAAUUCUCUUAGGAAUCCAGGAGAGUAAAGAUGCAAAAUCAAAAGAGGAACAUUGUGAAUAAGAAACAAACUUUGCUUAAUGGAGUCACUCCUGUUUUGUUGAACCCAGAUAUUCAAGAAUGCAAUUAGAAAAUUGUGAAUAAAUGAUUGAAAGAAGACACAAUAAAUGAAAGCUAUAAUUAUA